UCACCGGCUCUUCUUCGGUUCUCCCCUCUGAUUCUCCCCCAAGUCCCGAAGUUGACUUUCCGAGGCGACACGGCGGCUUCAGCCGACUUCUUCCCCUUCCUCUGCCUCCCCAUGGAUAUGCACUGCAAAGCAGAUCCCUUCUCCGCGAUGCACCCAGGGCACGGGGGUGUCAACCAGCUCGGGGGGGUGUUUGUGAACGGCAGGCCCCUACCGGACGUGGUGAGGCAAAGGAUCGUGGAGCUGGCUCACCAGGGGGUGCGACCCUGCGACAUCUCCCGGCAGCUGCGGGUCAGCCACGGCUGCGUCAGCAAGAUCCUGGGCAGAUACUACGAGACGGGGAGCAUCAAACCCGGAGUGAUCGGAGGCUCCAAGCCUAAAGUAGCGACCCCCAAAGUAGUGGAUAAAAUCGCCGAAUACAAGAGGCAAAACCCCACCAUGUUCGCUUGGGAGAUUCGUGACCGGCUACUGGCCGAAGGCAUCUGCGACAACGACACUGUCCCCAGCGUGUCCUCCAUAAACCGGAUCAUCAGAACCAAAGUGCAGCAGCCUUUCCACCCCACGCCAGAUGGGAGCGGGGCAGGAGUGACUGCACCUGGGCAUACUAUAGUUCCCAGUACGGCAUCCCCUCCCGUCUCCAGUGCCUCCAAUGAUCCAGUGGGCUCCUACUCCAUUAACGGGAUUCUGGGGAUUCCUCGGUCGAAUGGUGAGAAGAGGAAACGUGAUGAAGAAGUAUCCGAGGGCUCAGUCCCCAACGGCGAUUCCCAGAGCAGUGUGGAUAGUUUGCGGAAGCACCUUCGUGCCGACACUUUCACGCAACAGCAGCUGGAAGCUUUAGAUCGAGUCUUCGAGCGUCCUUCUUACCCUGAUGUCUUUCAGGCAUCAGAGCACAUCAAAUCUGAGCAGGGUAAUGAGUACUCCCUCCCAGCUCUGACCCCUGGUCUUGAUGAAGUCAAGUCAAGUCUAUCCACCUCUGCUAACCCAGACCUGGGGAACAACGUGUCAGGACCCCAGACAUACCCUGUAGUGACUGGUCGUGACAUGGCAAGCACAACCUUGCCUGGCUACCCACCCCAUGUUCCACCAACUGGACAGGGCAGCUAUCCAACCUCAACUCUUGCAGGAAUGGUGCCUGGGAGUGAAUUCUCAGGAAAUCCUUACAGCCACCCUCAGUAUACAACCUACAAUGAGGCCUGGAGGUUCAGCAACCCUGCCUUACUAAGUUCCCCUUAUUAUUAUAGUGCCACAUCCCGGGGCUCCGCACCUCCCACUGCUGCCGCUGCCUAUGACCGCCACUAGUUACCAUGGAAACCACAUGAAACUGCAAGGUGACAGCCUAGGCCUCCAUAUUGUACCUGUCUGAUGAACAUUCUGCACCACUUGGAAGGAUGAAGAAACUUUCUCCAUUUCCCUCACCUGCCCCUUAUACCUGCUCUCCACUUUAAAACUACAAAACGUACUGGGAUAUCACGCAUUUGCUACCAGAAUGAAAACUUCAUGUCCCUUGCAAUGCAGCCAAGCUACUUCAUUGGAUGAUGGCAAAAACAGGCAUGUAGCCAAUGCUCCUGCAGCUGUUGCUAUUCUAAUGCUGCUGCAGCACUUCAGAUGGUCCUGCAGGAGUCAUUCCUUGGUUCUCUAGCCUUCAAUUCCUUCCACAGGAGGCUUCCCUAACCUCUAACUGUGAGAGGAAUCCGAGCAAUAUAGCCUGCAGUGUCUCUUUUUUGGAGUGGUAUGGAUAGGAGGUAGCAAAGGAGAAUGCUGCAUACAACUCAUUGCUCCUUCAAGAGAUGAUCUGUGAAAAGCACCUCAGCAUGAUAAACAACAGUUUCCAGAGAGAAUCAAUUGACUCAGCCUAGUAAAGGUGAAAAGACCUAUGCCAUCCUUUCUGUUCCACAAGGGUUUCUUUGUGUGACCCAUUUCACUCCCAUUUCUCCAUAGGUUGGUUGAAUUAGGCCUUGCCUUCUUCACAGCCUCAUCUGGAGAUUGAUUGCAUCCAAUAUGUUAUAAUCUUACAGGCUGGAGCUUGGCAACAGUUCACACACAUACACACACAUACAGAGGCAAGUCAGACAGGAGGAUGGAGUGAUGUCAACCAACUGGCACAAUGAAGAACUAUAUAAAUAGAUAUAUAAAUAUAACUGUUUUUAAUGCUUUGUCCUGAAGGUCUGUAAAAAGGAGGGAAGGGAAGGGAACAAAUCCCCAGUUUUCUAAAAAGCAAAAAAAGUCCUGGCAAAACCAAGCUGAAAUAUUUCCCCAACCUGAAUGGACUCCCCUUUUAUUCCUGGAUUUCAUUAUUUUUCUGUUAUACACUGGAAUGUACAUGUGUGGCAGAGAGGAGUGCAAGUGCAUUCUGUGAGAAACUAUUCACCUAAUAUACAAGUCCAGCAAGCUUAAAUCCCCCUACCAUCACCACAGGUAUGCCACAUUUCAUUAAUCAGUUGUCAGAAGAAGAAGGAAAUGCUCACUUCUGGGGGGAUAGAAGCAUUUGGGGCAUCUGACACUGAACCAAAAUAAUUCCAAAUUGACUUGGGUUGUUUCUUGAUCUUUCCAUUUUUGCCACAAAUAUAACUACAUUGCAAUAGGGACUGGAUGGGGGCUUCUCCCUAUAGAGCUGUGGUCUUCUGAAAUGGUGGCAUACAGAAAAAGCAGGUUUCUCUCCUUGAACCUCAAGCUUGUUUAAACCUAGUCUUAUGUCAGUCAGCCCACAAUGUCCAUGUUUGGGGGGCUGUUCAUAUCCUUGUUUCUGCAUGCCGAAAAACUGAGGAGAAUUUGGAUUUCUAAGAAGUUCACUUUUUUUUAAAGGCCAGUUUCUUGUCUCUGUGGACCCAUCGAUGGAAACAUACAGUUAAUGUCCUAUACAAGGUUGCUGUGCUAGAGGGAUGGGACCUUGGUUCCCUAUAUCUUAUCCCCUGAUCAUGGCAUCCACUUAAAUUCCACAAGCAGCUUGUCUCCUCUUGCCACCACACUAUGAAAUAUCGUGUUGAUGAAAUAUCCUAAAUUAUGCAAACUCUUAAAUGCCAGGAUCAAAAUAAACAUGCAGAUGGAGCAAUUUUAUGUAAGCAGGCAUAUCUCCAUUAACUGUGAUGGUUUACAAACAUAAUUUUGCAUUCAGAAUUUGCAGUAGGGUUGGAUUUGAACUGAGGAUUCAAGCAGAAUAUGGCAGGACAAAAUUUGCUCAUAUUUAUCUUGUGUAAAUCUCAUGUUAGGCCAUCAGUUAUCAACAGGAGAACGGAAAGGCAUUUCUGGGGUAGACACAAUAUAUGUCCCAGUGUACAUCUUGACAGACUCAAAAGGCAGCGUGUGAACCCAGUUUCAAAUGAGUAUAAAGCAGCAGGUUUUUAACUCCAUUCUUUUACAAAUUGCCAUAUCCAAGUGGAAAUAUCACUGUAUUUGGGGCCAUAUUUUUGCUUUAUUAGCCCCUUCUAUAGGGUUUGCAAAGCAUGUUGAUAGCCAGGAGCUCUAAUGACGCUUUUCAGUUUUUCUCUGUAACCUGGUUGCCCCAGGUGAAUUGACCGACUUUCUUUGAAUUCAUCUGUAUUUGUUUGAGAGGAUUUCUUGAGUCACAGAUGCUCACAAGAACAAGCUACUAUGUUCUAGGCCUACAGAAGUCACCUAUAUCCACAUCUGUGCUAUAUAUUCCAUUAACACCCCCAAAUUAUAAGGAUAAAGCAGGAAAUCCUUUUGUAAAUAUACCUGCUCUUUUUCUCAUAGAGGGCACAUAAAGAAAUAUUGGUCAAUCAAAAACAGUUUCGGUGCCACUUCAAACCUGCUCAUGCAUACACUUAUAACUCUAUUUGAGGAAAAGACUGUUUAAGAUUGCCCAUUGACUAGCAUUAAAUGUGAUUCCCAAAAUGUCUGGGAAGCAAAAUAGCUGGUUGGGCCAAUUGAAAACUGGUUAGGUUGUAACUAACAAGUCCUUGAAGCCCAAACCUUCGCUAUCCCAGAAAGGAGGGAGUAUAAGAAUGCUGACAUAUCUCACUUGCUUAAAAAUCUCUGGUUCAGGAAAACACAAAUAAAGAAAAGUACAACUCAGAAUAGUCUGAUCUUUUAUUCAUGGCCUUUUACUUAUACACUGGUAAAGAAGAAGGGGGACAUCACUGCUGGCUUGAUUUGAAGCCUGCUGACAUAGAUAGCAAGUUUGAUUUGGCCUGACACGAUCAUAAGGAGAGUUAGCAAUUCUAUCUGGAGCAUCCUAUGCAAAGGACCAGGCUGAGUCUUGGUCUUUCCAUCACGUCUUCUCAAGAGCCACCUGCGAAUGUGUGUAUUACAUUUGCCAAAGAAUUUAUUGUGUUGGCCCCUGACUGUUUUGAGUUAUAGUUGGUGGAUUGCAUUGUAAAGCAGUAUUAUAGUUAAGUUUAGUAACUGACAUGGGGAUUUAUGUGAUGAUAUUAUA
Molecule: messenger RNA, 4390 nt
Organism: Rhineura floridana
Lineage: Eukaryota; Metazoa; Chordata; Lepidosauria; Squamata; Rhineuridae
Gene: PAX2
Product: paired box 2
Exons: 10
Coding region: 112-1296 (394 amino acids)
Biological process (GO): regulation of transcription by RNA polymerase II; anatomical structure development
Molecular function (GO): DNA-binding transcription factor activity, RNA polymerase II-specific; RNA polymerase II cis-regulatory region sequence-specific DNA binding
Source: RefSeq, a predicted model, not a curated record